Messenger RNA from Racocetra fulgida, 729 nucleotides. The record is from the annotation of a GenBank genome assembly. NCBI's taxonomy places the organism in Eukaryota, Fungi, Glomeromycota, Glomeromycetes, Diversisporales, Gigasporaceae.
AUGACACCGCUAGUUAUGGAUCCUAAAUUGACGUACAACAAUAAAUUUGGUACUUUUCGGCAUUCAGAUAUGAUUGGAAAGAAAUAUGGAACUAAGAUGCCUUCUCAUAAUGGCAGAGGAUUUAUGUACUUGUUGCAUCCAACACCGGAAUUAUGGACGCUUGUUGUUCCACAUAGAACACAAAUCCUUUAUAUGGCGGACAUUUCUUUUAUAACAACAUAUCUUGAUCUAAAACCUGGCUCAAUAAUAUUGGAAUCUGGAACUGGAAGUGGAUCCUUUUCCCAUUCCCUAGCUAGAACUAUUGCACCAAAUGGUCAUUUAUAUACGUUUGAAUAUCAUGAAGAACGUGCAAAAGCUGCAAAACAAGACUUUGAAAGACAUGGUCUCUCUGAUAUCACCACUAUUGAAUGCAGAGAUGUUUAUAAGGAUGGGUUUGGAAUAACUGAUUUGGUACAUGCUGAAGUGCAUACAAUCCCAAUAUACACCGUGAAAGAUGCUGUGUCCAAAAUCAAAGUUCAACAAGACAAAAAACGUAAGCGUAGCGAAGAAGAAUCAUCUAAUUCGAAAGCAGCUAAAUCUCCUAAAAUUAAACAAGAUCCACCAAAUUUAUAUGUAUCCAAAACUCCAACUGAAGCAAAAGGUCAUACCAGUUAUUUGACUUUUGCAACGUUUUUGCCAGUUUUAGACGAUGAAGUUGAGAUUAUUGAUAAAGUGAAUGAAUUAGAUUAA